This is a messenger RNA of Dreissena polymorpha, 1754 nucleotides long. Its product is annotated as putative inactive phenolphthiocerol synthesis polyketide synthase type I Pks15. Gene Ontology annotation, biological process: fatty acid biosynthetic process. Gene Ontology annotation, molecular function: 3-oxoacyl-[acyl-carrier-protein] synthase activity; fatty acid synthase activity. The transcript is spliced from 7 exons. The coding region runs from base 240 to 1754 and encodes 504 amino acids. NCBI's taxonomy places the organism in Eukaryota, Metazoa, Mollusca, Bivalvia, Myida, Dreissenidae. The record is from RefSeq and is a predicted model, not a curated record.
CAACGGCCGGAACGCACAAGGCUGUAUUGUUUAUUUCGCUUACAGCCCACUUGUUACUAGGAUCUUUGACUAGGAAGUCUUAAACAUUCCACCAAUCCCAACCGUCAAAGUGGUGUACGUGCGAACCGAACGUUCGACAAGUUUAGCCAUCUUGCAGUAUGUUAAGUGCAGAGGAGUGAAAUUGGUUGGCGAACGGUGACAAGCUUCUAUCAUCGACGAGAAAAAAUAGCAUUUAAACUAUGUCGGAAGAACCAAACAUUGUGAUAGUCGGUAUAGGAUGCCGGUUUCCGGGAGCGAAUAACGUAGACGAGUUUUGGCGACUACUGAAGAACGGAGAAAACCAUCUGAUCGAGGUGCCACCAGACCGAUGGAAUAUCGAGACAUUUUACGACGCAGACCCCAGCGCGCCUGGCAAGAUGUACGUUCGACAGGGAGGCUUCAUUCCUGGCGUAGAGGAUUUUGACAACAGACACUUCGGUAUCUCGGACGAGGAGGCCCGCAUGAUGGAUCCGCAACAGAGGCUGGUAUUGCAUUGCGUACACAUGGCUCUUGAGGACGGCGGUAUUACAAGAGCAGAACUACAGAAGGGAAAAACUGGGGUGUAUAUAGGCUCGAUGACGUACGAUUACAACGCACAGGCAAACGAGGAUGCAACCAUAUGCGUUCCGUACUCGGUUACCGGAAAUCACUUUAGUAUCAUCAGUGCCAGAGUGUCAUACGUCUACAACUUGACUGGUCCGGCUAUGACUAUUGACACAGCUUGUUCAUCGUCUUUGGUUGCCAUCAACACAGCAUCUCAGGCUCUUUUGCUAGGUGAUUGCGAUAUGGCGAUAUGCGGAGGGGUAAACUGUUUGUUUGAACCUAACGUUUUUGUGGCGCUGUGCAAGGCACAUAUGUUGUCUCCGCACGGCCAGUGUCGCACAUUCACCAAGCAAGCCGACGGCUAUGCACGAGGCGAGGGAUGCGGGAUAGUCAUUUUGAAAAGAAUGCACAAGGCGAUUGAGCAGAACAAUAAAAUAUGGGGAUUGAUUCAAUCUGGAACCAAUCAGGACGGACAGAAUGCCCAGCCAAUCAGUGCACCCUCAGGCCUUCAACAAGAGAAACUAAUGGAAGAGUUAUUCACAAAAUGCAACUUAGACAGAAACAAAAUACAAGUUAUCGAGGCGCAUGGCACUGGAACUGCAAUCGGUGAUCCGACAGAAUGCAGAGCCCUUGGGAAAGUUCUCGGUUCAAAGAAAUUCCGAAAGUAUCUCGGGUCAGUGAAAACCAAUAUCGGUCACCUAGAGGCCGCAGCCGGAGUGGCUGGCCUGAUCAAGGUACUGCUGAUGAUGAAGUACAAAACCAUCGUUCCCUCUCUGUGGUACAGCAAGGAGAACGAAAAUCCGGACUUAAAACUAGGCGAGAUAGGAUUUACUGUUCCUACAAUAUGUAUACCUUGGGAUGUAACUGCGAACAAUAAAAGACAAGCAUCUGUGAACAGUUUUGGAUUUGGUGGCACGAACGCUCACGCAGUUGUCACGGAGGUUUCAGUUUGUCAGUCCUACCGCAGCGUAUCUACAUUUCCUUUGCCAGCAUUUGUUGUCAUCUCUUCCCAUGACGAAGAUUCUCUCUACGCAAAUAUUGCAUCAUUCACAGAACGCUUAAAGUCUGGGGACUACAACUUGCGUUCUCUUUCAUUCACAUCAACCUGCAAGCGAGAUUUUAUGCCGAUUCGAGAGGCAUUAUUUGCCGAUAACCACAAUAGGUCUGAUUGA